Molecule: messenger RNA, 891 nt
Organism: Trichomonas vaginalis G3
Lineage: Eukaryota; Parabasalia; Trichomonadida; Trichomonadidae
Product: pantothenate kinase protein
Exons: 1
Coding region: 1-891 (296 amino acids)
Biological process (GO): coenzyme A biosynthetic process
Cellular component (GO): cytosol; nucleus
Molecular function (GO): ATP binding; pantothenate kinase activity
Source: RefSeq, a predicted model, not a curated record
AUGCUUGGAGUAGAUCUUGGAGGUUCAUUUACAAAAAUGUGCUUUAUUGGAAAAGAUGGAAAUAAGCAACUAUUCUGCAUCCCAACAUUAAUUGAAGAAAUCAAAAAUUUCUUUCAAACAGAUGAAAACGGCGAAUUAAAAAUCGAACAAAUUCAUGAGAAAAUCGAGAAAAUAUGCAUAACUGGUGGUGGAUCCGUUAAAUUCCGUGAAUUUUUCGAGCAAAUUAAACCAAAACCUGUCAAACUCGAUGAACUAGGAACACAAGCUUUUGGAGCUGCUCAUUUACUUAAAGACCGAAGCAAUGUUAAAAUUUUGGGCCCUCAAAUAGAAGAUUUAAUUCCUUGUAUCAUUAUUUCAAUGGGAACAGGCGUUUCAUACUCUGCCCUAUCGAUUGAUAAUAAGGUGAAACAUGUAGGUGGCUCACCGCUAGGAGGUGGAACCUUACUUGGCUUAGCAAAUUUACUGAUUCAAGUAAAUAACUUCGAUGAAAUACUUAGAUUAGCUAAUAUUGGCAAAACAUCUACAUUGGACUUACUUAUCUCAGACAUUUAUGGUCAAAAUUACGGAAAUACUUUAUUAUCUGAUGUUUGCGCUUCUUCUUUUGCCAAAGCAUCAAUAGAACAUAAAACUGCUCCUAAAGAAGAUAUAGCUGCAUCACUCCUUUCUGCAAUUUGUUAUUCUAUUGCAGGUGGAGCUGCAACUGUUGCUAGAGCAGAGAAAGUAACAUCUCUUGUUUUUGUCGGUGGUUUCCUCUCAAUGGAGGGAAGUAUCCCUGAUUCAUUAUAUAAGUCAGCUUCUUUGUUUAACAAAGAAAUCUCAUUAAUUUUCCCAGAGAAUCAUAGAUAUGCAGGAGCAAUUGGUGCAGCCUUGCGAGCAUCAGAACUCCAAUGA